GCGCCCGGCUUCCCCCCGCACCAGUCGCCGCCCACUGCAGCUACGGCUGCGCGCCCGCCGCUCCCGCGGGUCGCAUUCCGUUCCAACUCCCCAUCCCCUCCACCUCCACCAGCCAAAAGCAGAGCACCACUAGGCAGGCAGGCAGCUGCGCGUACUCUUACUACUCGUGCGCUGCAAGGAAGCGCGCGCGAGUGACAGGCAGGCGGGCCCAGGCCGGAGCGGCGGCAGCGAUGUCGUCGCCGCCGCCGCAGCCGGCGACCUCCCCGCCGCCCAACGGCACGGCCGCGGCCCCGCCGCCCGCGCCGCCGCCGGUCAACAGCUCGUCCUCCCCGUCGACGCCGACGCCCACGCCCACGCCCGCGACGCCCUCCCCGCCGCCGCCAGGGGCGCCCGCGACGCCCUCCACGCCGUCUCCAGCGCCGCCCGGGCCGCCCUCCGCGCCCUCCCCCCCGGCCGCGCCCGCCUUCCCCACGCCCAGCAGCAGGGCGACGCCGGCCCCCGCCACGGUCGCGCCCCCGCCGCCGCCGUCCAGCUCGGGGCUCUCCACGCCCGUCGUCGUGGGCAUCGCGGUGGGCGGGCUGGCUGUGCUGCUGCUCGGCAGCCUGCUCUGCGUCUGCUUGUUCAGGAACAAGAAGAAGCGCCACCACCACCACCCGCCCCCGCCGCCACCGCCGCCGCACCACCUGCACUACUACGGCCACCCGCCGCCGCCGCCGCCUCCACCCCCGCCGCACAAAGGGGAUCAGUACCAGAAUUGGCAGCAUAAUGCCCCUCCACCACCACCUGAUCAUGUGGUCAAGAUGCAUUCGCAUCUUUCCCCUCCACCUCCUCCGCUUAAUGUACAUAGUAGUGGUUCUGCCUCAAAUCACUCAGGUGGUGAGAGCCGCCCUCCGCUGUCACCUGGCACUGCCUUUAGCUUUUCAAGAAGCACAUUUACUUACGAGCAGCUGAUGGCGGCAACCAAUGGGUUUUCUGAUGCUAAUCUUCUCGGACAAGGUGGUUUUGGGUUUGUUCACAAAGGAGUGCUACCAAAUGGCACAGAGGUUGCCGUUAAGCAGUUAAGAGAUGGAAGCGGCCAGGGAGAGCGUGAAUUCCAGGCAGAGGUUGAGAUUAUCAGCAGAGUACAUCACAAGCAUCUCGUAUCUUUGGUCGGCUAUUGCAUUUCUGGAGUCAACAGGUUGCUUGUAUAUGAGUUUGUUCCGAACAAUACUUUGGAAUUUCACCUACACGGAAGAGGCCGACCAACCUUGGAUUGGCCAACAAGACUAAAAGUUGCUCUGGGUUCUGCGAAGGGACUGGCAUAUCUUCAUGAAGACUGCCAUCCUAAGAUCAUUCAUCGUGACAUAAAGGCCUCAAAUAUUCUUCUUGAUCUAAGAUUUGAGGCUAAGGUGGCAGAUUUUGGACUUGCAAAAUUCACUUCUGACACUAACACCCAUGUUUCAACCAGAGUAAUGGGCACAUUUGGGUAUCUAGCACCUGAGUAUGCUGCUUCUGGCAAGCUCACUGAGAAAUCAGAUGUCUUUUCUUUUGGAGUAAUGCUUCUUGAGCUAAUAACUGGGCGACGUCCUGUAAGUUCGAGACAAGCGCCUAUGGAUGACAACUUGGUUGACUGGGCUAGGCCUUUAAUGACAAAAGCAUUUGAGGACGGUAAUCAUGAUAUUUUAGUGGAUCCCCGUCUGGGAAGUGAGUAUAAUGAUAAUGAAAUGGCAAGGAUGAUAGCCUGUGCAGCUGCAUGUGUUCGCCAUUCUGCACGGCGGCGACCAAGAAUGGGUCAGGUCGUUCGGGCCUUGGAAGGUGACGUGUCCCUGGACGACCUGAACGAAGGCGUCCGGCCCGGGCACAGCCGGUUUAUGGGAUCCUACGGCAGCUCGGCCUCGGACUACGAUACCAACCAGUACAACGAGGACCUGAAGAAGUUCCGGAGGAUGGCGCUGGGCGGCAGCGGCGUGCAGAGCGGCAGCCAGCGGACGCCGACGAGCGAGCACGGGCAGAACCCGUCGGUGUCGAGCGGCGACGGGCACCAGACGACGCAGGGAACGGAGACGGGGAGCAUGAGGAAAGAACACGGCGACAGCGCUGGUGACAGCCAGAGCCAGGUUUCGUGAGAUACGGCGGUCUCAACUAGCGCGCAUUUGUAAAUCCCCCGGCCCAGCCUAGCUAGCUGAUUGAAUCGACAUAACAAUCGAUCAUUGUUUGGUUGAGGUAGAUUCUUUUUUUUUCUUUUUUCUUUUUGCUAGAUCGAUUCACUGUUUCUCUGAGAUUUCUCUGAAUGUUCAUGAGGGUAUGUAUAGUUGGAUACCCUAUCUUAUCUUAUCUCGUAUAAUCAUAUUCAUGACUCCACUGAUUAUGAGCAAA
This is a messenger RNA of Panicum hallii, 2355 nucleotides long. Its product is annotated as proline-rich receptor-like protein kinase PERK1. Bases 231 to 2105 code for a protein of 624 amino acids. The transcript is spliced from 8 exons. Gene Ontology annotation, biological process: protein phosphorylation. Gene Ontology annotation, molecular function: protein kinase activity; ATP binding. Lineage: Eukaryota; Viridiplantae; Streptophyta; Magnoliopsida; Poales; Poaceae. The record is from RefSeq and is a predicted model, not a curated record.